Cydia splendana is the source of this 2114-nucleotide messenger RNA. RefSeq names its product zinc finger protein 436-like. Lineage: Eukaryota; Metazoa; Arthropoda; Insecta; Lepidoptera; Tortricidae. The transcript is spliced from 6 exons. The coding region runs from base 345 to 1781 and encodes 478 amino acids. The record is from RefSeq and is a predicted model, not a curated record.
AUGCUCAAAAAGGAUAAUAUAUAGAAACAAGAACCUAAAGUUGUAAGUCGGCCUAUAGAUCGUUUAUUUCUAUAAUUAGUUCUGGCCUCAGACUACUUUUUAUGGUUCUUCCAACGAAAGUUAUACAGUUAUUUCUACUAAGUGUUAACCUUUGUGUCUUGUGUGUUUGCUAGAUUUAAUAAUAUUUAUUUGGACCUUCCGGUAUUUGGUUAUUUCAUUAAAUAUAAGCAUACGUCUGAUAGUUGCAGUGUUCCGCCGCCACAGUAGCACUAGCUCAAACCGUAAACAUAACAAUAAUUUCACUUUUGUGUUUAAAAUAAGGAAGAGAAUAUGCUAAUACAAUAAUGCAUCAGUGCUGCGUACAUAAAUGUAGGAAUCAAGGGAACCAUUCAUUUCCGAGAGACCAAAAACUACGGAAACUAUGGGAAGCGGUCAUACCCACACGUGAUGAUAAGGUGUUUGUUGCAAAAAAAACAUCAAAAAUAUGUGCAGCACAUUUUAAAUCAGACGAUUUCAUUAAGGUUGGAUGGUUCUCAGGAUUAGUGAACAUCAGGCGCAUUUUGAAGAAGGGAACAGUGCCUUCCAUCUUUCAGUGCCACAAACCGGAAGAUGUCAAAUCUAAGCCAACCCUAGAAGGGGCUGGAGCGGGUAUGGUUACUUUGGAACUGGAAUUAUUGAAAAAGGAGCCCGUAUGUGAUGAUUUAGUCAGUGUAAAUGCUACCAGCCUGUAUGACGUUCAUGUGGCGAAAGAUGAUGAUGGUAUGGUUACUUUGGAACUGGAAGUAGUGAAAAAGGAGGUAGUUGUGAAGGAGGAGCCUCCGUGUGAUGACUCGGGCAGCGAAGAUGUCGCCAGCCUGUAUGCCGAUCGUGUGGUCAAAAAUGAGCCCGGGCUAGGGCCUGAGAGCUUUCAGCAGCAUACGAGUAGUAACCAUACAUUGGAACUAGAUAUAGUGAAAAAGGAAGUAGUCAUAGAGGAGCCCCCAAGUGAAGAAGGCUUUGCAUACGCCGACUAUGUGGUUAAAGAUGAGCUCGCGCUAGGACCCGUGUGCCAGCAACGGCAUGCCGCUGCAGACACAGACAUUGUAAAUACAAGCGCCUGCGGACAUCCUCCGGCCCUUGUCGUCGCACCACCGCCCCAACCAAUCAGCGAGCGCGACUGCACUUCCAUCGGCCCCGAUACGUCAACCAAAAAGAAACCUAAAACCUGCGAAACAUGCCAAAAGACCUUCACCCGAGUCAGAAGUUUAAACAUACAUAAAUUGAUACACACCGGCGAGAAACCACACUCGUGCAAUGUAUGUGAUAAAAGUUUUAAGCGCGAGUAUGAUUUGAUGUUACACCAACGAACGCAUACCGGAGAAAAACCAUAUUCGUGUGAAACAUGCAACAAGCAGUUUGGGAAAAACAGCGAUUUAAACAAACAUAUUCGAACACACAAGGGGCUGAGAUACUCCUGCGAUAUAUGUAAACAGGACUUUGUAGAAUUGAGUACCAUGAAGGCACAUAAACGCACUCAUGAAAAGGCAUUUUCGUGCGAAAUUUGUGGUAAAUCGUUUAAACAAAAGAACUAUUUAUAUAAACAUAAACAAAUACACAACGGGGUGAAACCAUACAGUUGUCAUAUAUGUAAAAAGGGUUUUACAUACUUGCAUAAUUUAAAGGAUCAUGAACGGAUCCACACAGGUGAGCGACCAUUUUCAUGCGACUUGUGUGAAAUGAAGUUUAAACAGCUGAGUACUUUAAAUACGCAUAAACGAACUCAUGCAGGUUUUUUAUAUUGAGACAUGCAGUUUCCACAUACAAUAAUUGGCAUAUACGAACUAAAUAAUAUAUUUCACAGAAACUUGUUGGUUUAUUAAAUAUAUUAAGAACAUGUCGAGCGUUUUCCGAUUUAAAAUACGUGAGUGACCCGUUCUUAAUAUAUUUAAUAUGUCUGUGUCUCGCGGAAGUUUUGUUAUUAAACUUGUUGGUGUGUCUAGUGACCUCCGAGCAGGGGCGUUUUUUGCCCAGAGACAAAGUUUAGGCCUGCACAGAGGGAAUGCGGCCAGUGUCCUGGGAACAAUGCCUCGGGCAACACUACGGUUAGAUAACGAUUAAAUUUAAAAGUGUUUUUU